GUGGAAGACAUUAGGAAAUCUCUUUGCUGUAUUAAUUAAUAUAUAUUAUUAAUAUUUCUAUUACAUGGCAUCUACGUAACAAAAUUUUCCGAUAAGAUCGAAAGCCAGGGGUAUUUGCUCGUGUGAAAAUUGGGUGCGAUCAAUCAUCUGAUUAAAUUCGCACAUUAUUUUUUCGAAAGUAAAUUAAUUUUUUUUCACCUUUAUUUAUUUUUAUUUAUUUUUGUUUGAAAAUUAAAUGGACACGACUUUCUUUCCUGAAACUGUCGUGAACAUUGAUGGGCAUACUGUUAACGUUGACGAACUCGCUAAGCGCUUUGUUUUGAUUUUUAUUACAUUGAAGGCCACAUGGUGUCCUGUUUGCCCCCAACUUUUGUUAAUUUUAAACUUCCAUGGGUUGAAAGAUGACUGUCCAACUUCUUUUUGCGAUCCUUUUGAUAGAACUAGAACUGUUACGGAAAUACCCCAAGAGGAAAUCCCACUUAAUCGCUUUCUCCUUAGACAAGAGGCAUUUUUUAUCAUUAUUUGCCCAGGGCCAGUUGAAUUAGUUCGGCAAAUUCAAAAUGAUUGUAAUUUCUCUAAUUCUCCGUAUCAUUUUGUCGUAGAUGAAAACCUUUCUCUCGCCACUUCAAUUAAUCUUAGAAUGUCACGUAAUGAAAUUUGGCCAUGUAUCGCUCACAUAAUUCCAGAGACACUUGCAAUACAUCCUGUCUUUUUUGGACGUGGUCCCAGCUUUUAUGGAUAUAGAGAUUUGUUAACUUAUUUGCGUGAGCAUCGUUUACAAGUUGAAGAUAACGCGGAAAAACUCAUUCUUAAGGCCAUGAAAGUAGAGACACGUUUGAGAAAAUCCGUAUUAACCGAAUAUUCGGUCGAGAAUAUACAACAGCAAAUUCAAGCGGAUCAGCUGCAGCAAGAACACCGAGAACAAAUUUUUCCUUUCGAGUUGUUAUCAUCUAUAUUUGAAUACCUUGAACCAAUAGAAAUUGUUAGGAGUGUUACGGCAACUUCUCGACUUUGGAGAGCAAUUGGAUUGGAGGUAAUCAUUAUGAAUCUAAAGCGUGAAAUAAAAAUCGUUUCAGAGUCUCUAGUAACUUAUCCUCAGACAAUAGAUAAUCAAAUGCCAUAUUUUUCGCGAAUUGUUAUGUUAAAACAAAGGAAUAAAUUAAUUGGAAUUUAUGAACUGGGACAACAAAUAAAUUAUUUGACCAAAAUUGUUGAAAUUUCUCAACGUCUUUUAGUGUAUUGUAAUGUUGUUUAGGACAUAAACUCUUGUAUCUUUCAAUGUAGAAUUUAAUUUAUUUAGAUUGAAUCCACAGUGACAAUUCUAUCUCCAAUAAUCGGAGCGACAGUGACCCAAUCUUUUAUGAAUUCUAGAAAGCUUUAAUGCAUUUUGAAUAGUAUGA
Messenger RNA from Rhizophagus irregularis DAOM 181602=DAOM 197198, 1400 nucleotides. The record is from RefSeq and is a predicted model, not a curated record. Lineage: Eukaryota; Fungi; Glomeromycota; Glomeromycetes; Glomerales; Glomeraceae.